AUGGCCAGUGACAACUCCGUUAACAAAAGACAGGCAUUGGAUCCCGUUGUUAAAGAUGUUAAAAAAUCAAAAACUGAGAUUGAUAUCAAUCAGCCCACUAUAGAUGGCUUGUCUGCCAAGGAGUUGUUUGAUGUCAGGAUUUCUGGUGGUCUAACUUACAACGACUUUCUUAUUCUGCCUGGAUACAUUGACUUUCCCGCUUCUGCUGUGUCUUUAGAAACUCGAAUUACUCGUCGUUUCACUCUCAAAACUCCAUUCAUGUCUUCUCCCAUGGACACUGUCACUGAAACCAACAUGGCAAUCCACAUGGCACUCAAUGGUGGUCUUGGUGUCAUUCAUCACAACUGCCCUAUAGAAGAGCAAUGCGAUAUGGUGCGCAAGGUCAAGAAAUUCGAAAACGGCUUUAUCACUGAUCCCAAGUGUCUUUCUCCCUCUCACAAUGUUCAGGAUGUUCUCGAUAUCAAGCGCAAGUUUGGCUUUUGUGGCAUCCCCAUUACUGCCGAUGGCAAAAUGGGUUCUCUUCUUCUCGGCAUCGUCACUUCUCGCGAUAUUGAUUUUCUUCAGAGUGACAAUGACCAGCAAAAACUUCUCAAAGACAUCAUGACUACCGAUUUGGUUACUGCAAAUCAGGGAAUCUCUUUAGUAGAGGCAAAUAGAAUUUUGUCAGAAUCCCGUAAAGGAAAAUUACUCAUUGUUGAUGCAAAUGGCCACCUUACUGCUCUUCUUGCUCGAUCUGAUCUGAUCAAGACUCGUGAUCAUCCUCUUGCAUCCAAGCGUGAUUCCCGCCAGCUCCUUUGUGCUGCUGCCAUUUCUACCCACAAUGAAGACAAGAUUCGUCUGGCAGCACUUGUUGCUGUUGGCUUAGACAUUGUUGUUCUUGACUCGAGUCAAGGCAACUCGUCGUUUCAAAUUGAAAUGAUCAAAUAUAUCAAAAAAACACAUCCUCAAAUUGACGUCAUUGCUGGCAACGUUGUUACUACAGAGCAAGCCCGUAACCUCAUUCUUGCUGGUGCAGAUGCUCUUCGUAUUGGCAUGGGAUCUGGAUCCAUCUGCAUUACUCAAGAAGUCAUGGCUUGCGGUCGUCCACAGGGAACAGCUGUAUAUCGCGUUGCACAAUAUGCACGUCAAUUUGGCAUACCUGUUAUUGCAGAUGGCGGCAUUUCAAAUGUUGGUCACAUUAUCAAAGCCAUUUCUCUUGGUGCUUCUGCUGUCAUGAUGGGAUCUCUUCUUGCUGGCACCACCGAGUCGCCAGGCGAAUACUUUUAUAAUGACGGCCAGCGACUUAAAAAAUAUCGUGGUAUGGGUUCUCUUGAUGCUAUGGACAAGGGUGAUGCCGCUGGAAAACGCUACUUUUCAGAAAAAGACAAGGUCAAGGUUGCACAAGGUGUCGCCGGUGCUGUUGUUGACAAGGGUAGUGUCAAAAAGUUUGUUGAAUACCUCUACGCCGGUCUUCAACAUGGCCUUCAAGAUAUUGGUGUCAAAUCAAUCAAAGUCCUUCAAGAGCAUGUAUCUCAGGAUAUUAUUAGAUUUGAAAGGCGUAGCCCUUCAGCCCAACUCGAGGGUGGUGUUCAUGGUCUGCAUUCAUUUGAGAAACGCCUUUUUCAGUAA
Messenger RNA from Batrachochytrium dendrobatidis JAM81, 1608 nucleotides. RefSeq lists its product as uncharacterized. NCBI's taxonomy places the organism in Eukaryota, Fungi, Chytridiomycota, Chytridiomycetes, Rhizophydiales. The transcript is spliced from 4 exons. The record is from RefSeq and is a predicted model, not a curated record. The coding region runs from base 1 to 1608 and encodes 535 amino acids. Gene Ontology annotation, biological process: GTP biosynthetic process. Gene Ontology annotation, molecular function: IMP dehydrogenase activity. Gene Ontology annotation, cellular component: cytoplasm.